Messenger RNA from Dromiciops gliroides (monito del monte), 3281 nucleotides. RefSeq names its product upregulator of cell proliferation (gene URGCP). The transcript is spliced from 3 exons. The record is from RefSeq and is a predicted model, not a curated record. The coding region runs from base 29 to 3007 and encodes 992 amino acids. Gene Ontology annotation, molecular function: GTP binding. NCBI's taxonomy places the organism in Eukaryota, Metazoa, Chordata, Mammalia, Microbiotheria, Microbiotheriidae.
CGGCUGCGGGAGCUCCUGGCCAGCGAGGAUGCGAGGUGCCCAGGCUCCAUCCCCACAUGUCGUCCGCCGCCGCCGUCGCCGCCGCCGCCGCCGGGCUCAUCCCCAGCCAGCGCAGUCCCUGGAGCAGUGCCCUGGAGCAGAGCCGGUUGUGCAAUCCCUAGUUAUCUUAGGGGCAAGCUCCACCCUAGGGCUUUCCUUUCCGAGCCCGAGUCAGAGUGACUCACCGUUCUGCACCAGAGGAAACCGGAGCAGCCGGGGGGCCGGAGCCGGGCCCGGAGCCGGAGCCGGAGCCGGAGCCGGAGCCCCAGACCUCGCCUGCCAGCCGUGCCCAGCCCGGCUCCGAUGGCGUCUCCAGGAUGGAACAACAGAAGAGGCCCAGGAAAAUGGACAGCCCAUUGUGGCUGACUUCCUCACAGAGGAAAGGAGCAGGCUUCAUGAAACAAUGUCACUCUUGGGACUGGAGACAUACUGCAACAGGAAACUCAGUCUCCAGGAUGCCCGGCAGAUCAGCUUUGACAGCAUGAAGAACUGGGCACCCCAGGCACCCACCGACUUGCCAUGGAGCUUCCUGAGAAAGCUGUUGGCUCUCAACUCAGAAGUCAGAAACACCACCCUGCUGUCGGAUUUGCCCCAGGACGACAGGACAGGUGAGAAGGAGACGCAAGUGGACGAGCAGGAAAUAUACUGGGGUACCUCGGAGGACAUUUACUCUCUCACCGAACUGGUGACAACCCCUGAUGUGCCACUGAAUCCCUUGGACCUCCUCUGUGCGCUCCUCCUUUGCUCGGACAGUUUCCUCCAGCAGGAGCUGCUGGUCAAGAUGUCUCUUUGCCAGUUUGCCCUCCCUGUGGUCCUGCCCGACUCGGAGAGCCAAAACCAUACCUUCCUGCUGUGGGCCCUGCGGGGGGUGAUGAGGACGUGGUGGUGGCAGUCCCCAGGGGGGACCAGAACUUGGAGAGAGGAGAGUCUGGUGCUCACGAGGGUACCGAUUAUCUCCUUUGCACGCAUGGACAUCAGUAGCCACUCCAAGUCUUACCUCCUCAAUGCUGUCAUGAGUCCCUGUCACCACCAGCCUCACGACUACUUCUGCCACCGGGAUAUGCCGUCGGCAGCCAACGCUCGAGAGAUCGCGGACGGGCUGGUCGAGAUGUCCUGGUACUCUCCGGGGGGCAGCAGCAAAGAGAACUUGGAUGUCUUCCCAGAACCCGUCGCCUUUGCCAACCUGAGGGGCGAGAUCGGAAGUCAUUGGCAGCAGUUUAAGCUUUUGACCGAGACGUCGUCGGCCGUUUUCAUAUUUACUGACAACAUCGGCCAGAAGGAAUAUGAGCUGCUCUGCUCUCUGAGCGGGUCGACCACUCGCUAUUACCUCAUCCUCAGUCCCUACCGGGGCAAACGCAAUGCCAACCUGAGGUUCCUGAAUAAACUGGUCUCCGUUCUUCAGAUCGACUACUCUCACGUCCUGGUGAAGGUCAGCAGCACGGACAAUAAGCGCCUCGUCAAGAGGCUCCAGGCCAUCGUGGGGAAUGUCAUCAAGUCGGCAAGCAGGAAGGUGUCUCUGGAGGACAUGGCGGAAACGGCCCGGAGCCUGGGGCUCAAGGUCGACGAGGACUGUGAAGAGUGCCAGAAAGCGAGAGAGCGGGUAGAGAAAAUCACCCAGGAUAUCCAGGACGUGGAACUGUACAAGAGAGAGAAGCUCCGCUUGCAGGGGGACCCCUGGAAAAACAUCGCUCAAGUGGAGAAAGAGCUGUGCCGGCUCCAACGGGCCGGGGACUCUUCGCCAGAGAAAUACAAGUCGGAGCUCAGGCAGCGCCUACUGGCCUUGAGGAUGCACCAGAACCGCUACCAGCCGGGCUGGGGCAUGCAGGAGUUUAUUAAGGGGAUCGGCACCCCUUCUCCGCUGGAGAAGCAGUACUUCCUGGGCUGGCUGAAGUUGAGACUGGAGGAGAUGGCGAGGCAGAGCUGGAGACAGCCCCCCGAGGCCCUGGCCACCCUGGGACCAAAGCACAGCCGGCCGGCUGAGCUCAGUGAGCAGCUCUGGCCCGCCUCCCUGGGGGUGGAACACUUUUUGAGGGAGAUGGGGCAGUUUUAUGAGGCCGAAUGCUACCUCGUGGAGGCGGGGAAGAUGGCAGAGAGCCAGAAGCGCUUCACCCACUUUGUCGGCCUGGCCUCGGAGCUGGUCCUCGGCGGCUUUCCCCUGGAACUGAUGGACCGAGGCACCUGCUGCGUCCCCCUGCGGUGGGUGACAGGCAUCCUGAAGGAGCUUCACGCCCGACUGGAGGGCAGGCCCCGGCUGCUUGUGCUCUCCGUGCUGGGAGCCGAGGGCACGGGGAAAUCCACUCUGCUUAACACCAUGUUUGGGCUCCAGUUUGCCACGAGCAGGAGCCACAAACCCCACGGUACUUUCAUGCAGCUCAUUUCGGUGACGGAGGACUUCCGCCACGACCUGGGCUGUGACUUCAUUCUGGUGAUCGACUCCGGGGGCUUGACGGGCGGGGCUGUGGCAGCCAAGGGGGAAAGGUACGAGCUGGAGGUGUCCCUGGCCACCCUUGCCAUGGGGCUCAGCAACAUCACUGUGGUCAGCAUGGCCGAGACCAAGGACACCCCUCUGGCCGCCCUCCACGCCUUUCUGAAGCUUGAAAAAUUGGGGCACGUCCCCAACUGUCAACUCGUGUCCCAGGACCUCGGCGACGGGCCAGUCUCCAGACCCAGCCCGAGGGACAGGAAACAGCUACUGGCACAACUGAAUGACCUGAGCAAGGCCGUGGCCGAGAUGGGGAAGCAGGAUGAGGAGCGGCCCCUCUGCGAGACGGUCUUGUGCGACCCUGAGAAACACAUCUGGCACAUCCCUCGCUUGUGGCACGGCGUGCCCCCGAUGGCCCCCGUGAGCUUGGGCUACUGCGAAGCCGUCUUUGAGUUAAAGCGAUGUCUCCUGGAGAACAUUCGUAAUGGGGUGUGUCACCAACACAGGGACAUCAUACAGCUGGUAGAGCUGGUGGGGCGGCUGUGAAGGCAGAGACCCCUGCAAACGGGAGCCGCUGACCAGCCUGCUGGGAGGGACCUCUCCUCCAGGGCGAUGAAGAGGGAAGCUUGUGGGCCCCCAGAGACGUCCUGGAGAAAGAGCAGCUGGCGCCUGAGCCUGCUGGAGGAGACAAAGGCUAGGGAAAGAACAUACUGGAAGGGCUGCGUCUUCCUAGGACCGGGGUCAGAGAAGAAAGCAUCCAACCAGCCAGCUACUGCAUGGACAAGCACACACAGAGACAGGGAGAGAAAGAGAGGGAGAA